Molecule: messenger RNA, 1053 nt
Organism: Lingula anatina
Lineage: Eukaryota; Metazoa; Brachiopoda; Lingulata; Lingulida; Lingulidae
Source: RefSeq, a predicted model, not a curated record
AUGUUGCUUAUGGGACGUUUUCAGAGCAAACAUAAAGAAGCUCAGGCACAAUAUGAAAAAUUCAAAGACAAAUUUGGAGAUGGCAAGUCACCGUUUGUGGGAGACACAGACGAUGAAAACGAAGAAUAUAAGGAUGGCGCUAGUUCAGAGGAAGAGGAGGAAGAGGAAGGGGAGGAAGAGAAUGAAGAGGAGAUGGAAACGUAUGAAGUAGCUCACACCCCGGCAUUUAAUCGCGACGUAAACCAGAUAAACAGUGUUCCUGUGAAUGGUGCCUUUACAGGGUUGAAUGACAUCUUAACCAGAGCAUUUCAACCAAAUGACAACAACGCGGGAUUUAAUAUACAGAACUUCUUUCAAGGCGCAACACACCGACCGCAAAGUCCUUUGGAAGAGGAAGUUAUUCCCAAAGAUUCUCCCACACGUCUUCCUCCUAUGCAAUCUUUGCAUAGGCAAAACACAAGUAGUUUGAUUGAGGCGGAAGAAACCGGUUACGCGCAACACCCUGGAGAGAUGCCUAUGUCAGUGGCAAGCGCGUCAACAUUUGCUGCCGACACCUCGAUCUAUUCACAAAUAUCACCUGAAGCUUCCUUAUUUAACUUACGCACACCCAGAGUUUCUCAAAAUGUGGUACAAAACCCCAUGCACAACUACUAUCAAAAUGAAGUCACCUCUCACAGCCAAAUAGAUUCAGUGGGAGGUUAUCCUGAGCCAGAGGACAGUCGAGCACCUUCCUAUGUGUCAAUGUCAGCGGGUUCCGAGAGUAGGAAUCAGUUCCCUCCACCUUUAACUCCAGGUCGCUCACCUAUAGAGAACAUGCUACGAAAGCGCAACUACUAUCAAAAUGAAGUCGCCCCUCACAGCCAAAUAGAUUCAGUGGGAGGUUAUCCUGAGCCAGAGGACAGUCGAGCACCUUCCUAUGUGUCAAUGUCAGCGGGUUCCGAGAGUAGGAAUCAGUUCCCUCCACCUUUAACUCCAGGUCGCUCACCUAUAGAGAACAUGCUUCGAAAGCGUCUGGAACUUACUGGACCCCCUUUUCACCCCGGGGAACAGUAA